Molecule: messenger RNA, 510 nt
Organism: Gregarina niphandrodes
Lineage: Eukaryota; Apicomplexa; Conoidasida; Eugregarinorida; Gregarinidae
Product: putative elongation factor
Exons: 1
Coding region: 1-510 (169 amino acids)
Biological process (GO): translational elongation
Cellular component (GO): cytosol
Molecular function (GO): guanyl-nucleotide exchange factor activity; translation elongation factor activity
Source: RefSeq, a predicted model, not a curated record
AUGGUUAUUUCUUUAGAGCCUACUGCUGCUGCUGUGGACGACGAUUUGGAUUUGUUCGGGAGUGAUGAUGACUCUGCUGUGGACCUGAAGGCCCAAAUGGCUGCCAAGCAGAAGAAGGCGGUACCUCCUCCCAAGAAGGAGAAGAAGCCGGUGAUUGCCAAGUCCUCAGUGACUAUGGAGGCGAUGCCGUACGACGCGGAGAAAGACAUUAGUCAGAUGUAUGAGACACAUAUUAAGAAGAUUGAGAUCGACGGCUUGGUAUGGGGCCCUACCGGCAAGGUGGCUGCGGGUCCCUUUGGCUUAACUACUCUCAUCUUCGGUUGCGCCAUCGAGGACGAGAAGGUCCAACUCGAGGCCAUCGAGGAAGCCGUCGAAGUUCUUGGCAUGACUCCCGAGGAUGCCGCCAAGUACUGCGAGAUGAGACGCACCGGCGAACUCGAAGACUAUGAGGAGGAGUGGCCUGGCAAACUUAUCGGCACCGUAAAGGUCACUUCCUUUAACAAGAUCUAA